Ochotona princeps (American pika) is the source of this 5854-nucleotide messenger RNA. RefSeq names its product zinc finger MYM-type containing 3 (gene ZMYM3). Gene Ontology annotation, molecular function: zinc ion binding. The transcript is spliced from 25 exons. Bases 194 to 4525 code for a protein of 1443 amino acids. The record is from RefSeq and is a predicted model, not a curated record. NCBI's taxonomy places the organism in Eukaryota, Metazoa, Chordata, Mammalia, Lagomorpha, Ochotonidae.
UCAGCAGGAGGCCUCGGGCUAGGGCCCCCCACCUCUGCCCCACUUCGCCGCCGGCCUUCACCUCAGCCACACCCACACGCUGAGGACCAUCCAGGAGGGGGAGCGUGAGCGCGUGAGAGCGCGCGCGCCUGCGUGCUCCCGGGUAGCCGAGGCAGAGACAGAGACAGAGAGGGAGACGGAGACAAAAAGAGACAUGGAGAGAGUGAGGAGGGACAGACAGACAGAGCCGGGCAGAAAGAGGGAGGAGGGCCAAAGAGGGACGUGGAGGAGAGAGGCGCGCUCGCUCCUGACCCUCGCGAGGAAAACUACUGAAGAUACUGCGGGGAGUUCCUGCGGGAAGACUGAGGUGGAAGAUCCCAGAACUUAUCCUAAGACCGUCGACCCAUAUCCAGCCAUCUUCAUGGACCCAAGUGAUUUCCCUAGUCCAUUUGACCCAUUGACCCUGCCAGAGAAGCCGCUGGCUGGAGACCUUCCAGUAGACAUGGAAUUUGGAGAGGAUCUGCUGGAAUCCCAGACUGCCCCGACUCGCGGAUGGGUGCCCCCUGGCCCUUCUCCAUCCUCGGGAGCCCUGGACCUGCUUGAUACCCCUGCUGUCCUGGAAAAAGACCCUGGCGUAGUCCUGGAUGGAGCCACUGAGCUGCUGGGGCUGGGAGGGCUACUCUACAAGGCCCCCUCCCCCCCAGAGGUGGACCAUGGUCCUGAAGGAACCCUUGCAUGGGAUGCAGGAGAUCAGACCCUAGAACCUGGGCCCGGGGGCAAGACCCCUGAGAUAGUGCCACCUGAUCCAGGGGCUGGGGCAAAUCCCUCUUCCCUCGAGGGGCUGCUCCAGCCUUUGGCUCCAGAUUCCCCAAUAACCCUGCAGCCCCCCCAUGCUGAAGAUGAGGAGACCACCUCCAUAGCUAUGGGGAGAAGGGGCUCCCCUGGGCAAGAGGAGGAGCUUCCCCAAGGGCAACCACAGAGCCCAAAUGGCCCCCCUAGCCCUUCAGUGGGAGAGACUCUGAGGGAUGGAAUCAAGACUUCUCAGACCAAACCUGGGGGCUCUAGCCCCCCCGCACAUCCUUCCUUACCAGGAGAUGGCCUGACUGGGAAGGCGAGUGAGAAGCCGCCUGAGAGGGUACAGAAGAGAAGCGAACGCGUUAGAAGAGCAGAACCUCCCAAACCUGAGGUUGUGGAUUCCACUGAGAGCAUUCCGGUGUCAGAUGAGGAUUCUGAUGCCAUGGUAGAUGAUCCCAAUGAUGAGGACUUUGUGCCAUUCCGGCCCCGGCGUUCUCCUCGCAUGUCGCUACGCUCAAGCGCGACACAGAGGGCUGGACGCUCCUCAACGGCCACCAAAAUGACUUGCGCACACUGCCGGACACCGCUGCAGAAGGGGCAGACAGCCUAUCAGCGCAAAGGGCUGCCUCAGCUCUUCUGCUCUUCCUCCUGUCUUACCACCUUCUCCAAGAAGCCCUCAGGCAAAAAGACCUGUACCUUCUGCAAGAAGGAGAUCUGGAACACCAAGGAGUCCGUUGUGGCUCAGACUGGCUCAGGAGGCUCCUUCCAUGAGUUCUGCACAUCUGUCUGUCUCUCCCUGUAUGAGGCCCAGCAGCAGCGCCCGCUCCCCCAGUCUGGGGAUCCGGCUGAUGCCACUCGCUGCAGCAUAUGCCAGAAGACUGGAGAGGUCCUGCAUGAGGUCAGCAACGGCAGCGUGGUGCACCGGCUCUGCAGCGAUACUUGCUUCUCCAAAUUCCGCGCCAACAAGGGACUGAAAACCAACUGCUGUGACCAGUGCGGGGCUUACAUCUACGCCAAGUCCGGAAGCCCUGGCCCUGAGCUCCUCUUCCACGAGGGCCAACAAAAGCGGUUCUGCAACACAACCUGCUUGGGGGCAUACAAGAAGAAAAACACACGUGUGUACCCCUGUAUUUGGUGCAAGACCCUGUGUAAGAACUUUGAGAUGCUAUCACAUGUGGAUCGGAAUGGCAAGACCAGCCUGUUCUGUUCCCUGUGCUGUACCACUUCUUACAAAGUGAAGCAGGCAGGGCUCACUGGCCCUCCCCGACCCUGCAGCUUCUGCCGCCGCAGCCUCUCUGACCCCUGUUACUACAACAAGGUUGACCGCACAGUCUACCAGUUCUGCAGCCCCAGCUGCUGGACCAAGUUCCAGCGCACAAGCCCUGAGGGGGGCAUUCAUCUGAGCUGCCACUACUGCCACAGCCUCUUCAGUGGCAAACCUGAGGUCUUGGAUUGGCAGGACCAGGUGUUCCAGUUCUGCUGCCGUGAUUGCUGUGAGGAUUUCAAGAGGCUUCGGGGUGUGGUGUCCCAGUGUGAGCACUGCCGGCAAGAGAAACUUCUGCAUGAGAAACUCAGAUUCAGUGGAGUGGAGAAGAGCUUCUGUAGUGAAGGCUGUGUGCUGCUAUACAAGCAGGACUUCACCAAGAAGCUGGGUUUGUGCUGCAUCACUUGCACUUACUGCUCCCAAACCUGCCAACGUGGGGUCACUGAGCAGCUGGAUGGCAGUACCUGGGACUUUUGCAGUGAGGACUGUAAGAGCAAGUACCUACUGUGGUAUUGCAAGGCUGCCCGGUGCCAUGCCUGUAAGCGCCAGGGAAAGCUGCUGGAGACCAUCCACUGGCGUGGGCAGAUCCGUCAUUUCUGCAACCAACAGUGUCUGCUGCGCUUCUACAGCCAGCAGAACCAACCCAACCUGGACACCCAGAGUGGGCCCGAGAGCCUCCUGAACAGUCAGUCUUCUGAUUCAAAACCCCAGACACCCUCUCAAACCAAAGUGGAGAACAACACCACAGUGAGGACCACAGAGGAAAGUGGGAAUUUGGGCAAGAUCCCUGCAAAGACCCGAUCAACUCCGACUUCCACUCCUCCUCCACCCCCACCUCCUCCAGCUACACCACGCAAAAACAAAGCUGCCAUGUGUAAGCCACUGAUGCAGAAUCGAGGCAUCUCAUGCAAGGUGGAAAUGAAGUCCAAAGGAAUUCAGACAGAAGAGUGGAAGCCACAGGUGAUUGUGCUGCCCAUCCCAGUGCCCAUCUUCGUGCCAGUGCCUAUGCAUCUGUACUGCCAGAAAGUCCCGGUGCCUUUCUCCAUGCCUAUUCCGGUGCCUGUGCCCAUGUUCUUGCCCACUACCUUGGAGAGCACAGACAAGAUUGUUGAGACCAUUGAGGAGCUGAAGGUGAAGAUCCCUUCCAACCCCUUGGAGGCUGACAUCCUGGCUAUGGCAGAAAUGAUUGCAGAGGCUGAGGAGUUGGACAAGGCCUCAUCAGAUCUUUGUGAUCUUGUGAGUAACCAAAGCGCAGAGGGACUUCUGGAAGACUGUGACCUGUUUGGGCCUGCUCGAGAUGAUGUCCUGGCCAUGGCUGUCAAGAUGGCCAAUGUCUUGGAUGAACCUGGGCAAGACUUGGAGGCAGACUUCCCCAAGAAUCCUUUAGACAUUAACCCCAGUGUAGACUUUUUGUUUGACUGUGGCCUGGUAGGACCUGAGGAUGUGUCUGCCGAACAAGACUUGCCCCGAACCAUGAGAAAGGGUCAAAAGCGGCUGGUGCUUUCAGAAAGCUGUUCCCGGGAUUCCAUGAGUAGCCAGCCUAGCUGUACCGGACUCAACUAUUCAUAUGGUGUCAAUGCUUGGAAGUGCUGGGUACAGUCAAAAUAUGCCAACGGAGAAACCAGCAAGGGCGAUGAGCUGCGUUUUGGCCCCAAACCCAUGCGUAUCAAAGAGGAUAUUCUCGCCUGCUCAGCUGCUGAACUGAACUAUGGCCUGGCUCAGUUUGUGAGAGAAAUCACUCGACCCAAUGGUGAACGAUAUGAACCUGAUAGUAUCUACUAUUUGUGUCUUGGCAUCCAACAGUACUUGCUGGAAAAUAACCGAAUGGUGAACAUUUUCACGGACCUUUACUACCUGACUUUCGUUCAAGAACUCAACAAGUCUCUGAGUACCUGGCAGCCCACGCUCCUCCCCAACAAUACAGUGUUCUCCCGAGUGGAGGAAGAGCACCUCUGGGAGUGUAAGCAGCUGGGGGUCUACUCACCCUUUGUCCUUCUCAACACCCUCAUGUUCUUCAACACUAAGUUUUUUGGGCUGCAAACAGCUGAGGAACACAUGCAGCUGUCCUUCACCAAUGUGGUACGGCAGUCUCGCAAGUGUACCACCCCUCGGGGCACCACCAAGGUGGUGAGCAUUCGCUACUAUGCCCCAGUCCGCCAGAGGAAAGGGCGAGACAUAGGUCCUGGGAAACGGAAGAGAGAAGACGAAUCCCCAAUCUUAGAGCAACGUGAGAACCGCAUGAAUCCCCUCCGCUGUCCUGUCAAGUUCUAUGAAUUCUAUCUCUCAAAAUGUCCCGAAAGCCUUCGGACUCGAAACGAUGUAUUCUAUCUGCAACCUGAGCGCUCCUGUAUCGCUGAGUCACCUCUCUGGUAUUCUGUGAUCCCCAUGGACCGAAGCAUGUUGGAGAGCAUGCUCAAUCGCAUUCUGGCUGUGCGUGAGAUUUAUGAGGAACUGGGGAGCCGUCCUGGGGAAGACGAUAUAGACUAGAAUCCAUGUGCCAUCCAUAUCCAUCUGUCACAUCAUGUCCUGUGGUCUUGUCCCCGCACAGUGACUGGCCCAGGAACCAAUGCUACUCAUCCUGAAGGGCCUGACCGCCCAUUUCUACUCACCCCUUCCCUGCCUUCCCUUGGAACCCCUGGCUCUUACCUCCUUCCGUAUCACUUGAUAACCAAGGGGCCCCAGUCUUCUGUACUCCCAAUUAUGGGCAGAAACCAGCUGGCCCAUUUUCAUUAUGCUUCAGAGUAAAACUGCUUCUGGAGGAAGACUGUGGGUAGAGUGUUAACAGCUCCGGUGAUCCUGUUGGCUUUGGGUUUCCUAACCCACCACCCUGCAUAGGCAAGGUCCGUCCUUCCUGGGUUUGACUUAGGGAAGAACCCAGCUGCCUUCUCUGCCCUGUGCCCACUCCCUUCUCUAGUCUUCCCCAGAACCAUGUGAAAGGGUCUUGUCUGACAGGUAUGGAAGAAAUGAUGAAAAGUAAUGAGAGGACCAUUUAUCUAAAACAUAGACCCUAGGCACUCUUCCCCUCCUGCAAGAUAAUUGGUGGUUGGCACCCUCUCAUCACCAUGUCCCCCACCCCAUCCAUAUAAGCGCCAAGCCUUGGUACUGCAACUUAAAAAAAAAAUUCCCAAUGCUUUUUUUUUUCCCUCAAAGGCAGAGAAUGACUUAAAAGUACGGGAAGCAGACUCCUCUUGUGCAGACGCCUAUUCCCUUGGUCUAUGUUUUUGUCUCUCUGCCAUGUUAUGUUGGUGUGAGCUAUGGUGUCAACAUGCUUAGCCCCCUCUGCAAUUGCCGCCCUUUAGUUCAGUGGACAGAGCUGCCAAGACAAAAACUACCUUCUGACCUGGCUUGGGGCUGGAUUUCCCACUCUCGUUUUAGGAAUGAGGAGGGACACUGAUCAGUAUGCAUCUUGCUCAUCGUAAGAGCCAGACCAAUUUUAUGAGGGCCUGGAUUGUGCUGGAUGGGAUCUGUGGUCAAAGGCUUAGCUGAGGAGCUGUGGGUGUGGGCAUAGGGCCUGCCUCCGCUGCCUACAUCUCUUCCCCGUCUUGCCUUUUGUAGUCUCAGAACGCUGUUAGUGUCUGGCAAAGGAGGUGUACCCAGUUUUUUUCCCUGUUGACUUUGCUGUUCCCCAGCCUCCUUUUUUUGUGUUUUUAUAACUGUCACCAGUUUAGCCACUGUUUAAAUUGUAUAUAUUGUUCUGAGGCACAUGGCCUGUCCCUUAAGUGAGCCAUGCCCACCCUUGUGUUGUAGUGAGAAACUGUUGUCACGACUAACCUUCUGUCUCUGGAAUUGUUUGUUUCAAAUAAAGAGUUAAAGUUG